ACGACUCGCUUACCUGAGUCCGUCUACACGAUCCACGUCAUCACUCCCGACCGUCGUGUCUACUUUUUCGAGGGGAACGAGGCUUCGGAAGUAUCACAUACUGCAGACCACCUAUUUGGUGUUUUGGAUGGUGUGAUUAUUCUGAUCGGGUCCAAACGCUUCUCCGGAAUUUGCUCUGAUGACACAGGAAACACGCGUGUCGCUCGUAAGAAAAUUCAAAAGAAAUAUCCUUGGAUUCUGAACACACCGGAUCCAUGUCACCGGAUGAACUUGCUUGUGAAGGACAUUUGCACGAUCCCCUUCUUCCAGCCUGCUAUCAAGACAACUCGCCGUGUUAUCAAAUUCUUCAAAAAAUCAACGCACGCAAAUUCACACCUACGAAGUGCACGCAAAACAUUCAAGGUGACUCGUGGUUUGGUGUCCAUUGGGAAAACUCGUUUCGGGACCAUGUACUUCUCGGGUGCAUCAGUGCAGCGUUGCCUGCCUGCCAUUCGAGACUUAUGUGGGAAUGGAACUGUAACAAUCCCAGACGUCAAUGAAUCAUUCAUGCCUGACACAGCAGAAACUUUGUCUUUCCAGCUCUUGCUCUCACAGCUCCUUGCCGUUAUAGGCCCCCCUGCCAAGGCAAUCAAGUGCAUGGAGUCGUCGUUUGCAAAUGCCGCCGAUGUAUACGAGUUUUGGCUAGCAGUCCAGGCCGCAUUUGAAGAAGUCAGCAAGAAAAAUACUGUGAAGCUACCUGUUGCCGUCCUUGAGAAGAUUCGCCGUCUUUGUAAUUAUCGCUUCAACCAAACUAUCAACGAGGCUCCAUCGGAUAUAUUUGUUACUGCAUUUUUCCUCGUUCCUGCCAAUAGGAAUGCUGACAUCCUCAAACAUAUCAACCCUCUCUCCAUCGUACCUAUUACGAUCCACCGUGACACCAUUUCAGGUCUUGUGGCAUCCACGUCUGUCAAUGCUAACACGAACCAAACACUUUUACGGAUUGGCAAAUUCCUCGUUUCACAACUUCGAUUUGAGUACGAGUCCAAGGAUGACAGCCCUAUACAUGGCCUUGAUGCUGGCCUUGCUCUCGCAAAACUGAACGAACAAAUUGUUGCUUAUGCCAAGGGAGCCUGGCCAUUCAACCGCACGUUUACAGACAAGGCAAAUGUGGUGAAGUAUUGGCGCGAUUUCUUAGACCAUGACAAUGCAGAUGUUCUCGCGGUACUGUGCAAUCUAGUAUCUGACUGGUGUCUGUCUUGCUUACUCACAACUCGCAUUCGCAGCACUUCGCAGUGAAGAUUUUCGAUGUCACUGUCAAUUCGAUGGCGGACGAGCGUACAGCGUCAACGAUGAAUUGGUUGAACUCCGCAUUACGCAGCUCCCUCAAAAGUUCUACCAUUGUCAGUCAGGUUCAAGUUCGGCAGUGGGCUUUGAUGGAUCCUGAACGUGUUCGUGCUGUCCCAUCUUUUCUUCCUCUGCCUUCUCACUGUCCUGUCCCGUAGACCAAAAGGCCUCCCUCAAAACCAACAGUUAAGUUUCGUGACCUGGAAAGUACUCUUUUCAAUGUCGAUCUCGAUAGCAACGGUCAGAAAAGGAAACACGACAACUCCGAGUCGCAAGCAGAGGCUAACCCGGAGCCGCAGGAC
Messenger RNA from Suillus plorans, 1625 nucleotides. RefSeq lists its product as uncharacterized. NCBI's taxonomy places the organism in Eukaryota, Fungi, Basidiomycota, Agaricomycetes, Boletales, Suillaceae. Bases 265 to 1275 code for a protein of 336 amino acids. The record is from RefSeq and is a predicted model, not a curated record. The transcript is spliced from 5 exons.